Molecule: messenger RNA, 1887 nt
Organism: Felis catus (domestic cat)
Lineage: Eukaryota; Metazoa; Chordata; Mammalia; Carnivora; Felidae
Gene: KCTD11
Product: potassium channel tetramerization domain containing 11
Exons: 1
Coding region: 31-729 (232 amino acids)
Biological process (GO): positive regulation of neuron differentiation; protein homooligomerization
Source: RefSeq, a predicted model, not a curated record
UUGGAGACCCUGACUCGCUUCCCAGACUCCAUGCUGGGGGCCAUGUUUAGGGCGGGCACCCCCAUCCCCCCCAACCUCAACCCCCAGGGAGGUGGCCACUACUUCAUCGACAGAGAUGGCAAGGCCUUCCGGCACAUCCUCAAUUUCCUGCGGCUGGGCCGCCUGGACCUGCCCCGUGGCUACGGGGAGACGGCCCUGCUCAGGGCAGAGGCGGACUUCUACCAGAUCCAGCCCCUCCUGGAUGCCCUGCGGGAACUGGAGGCCUCUCGGGGGACCCCCGUGCCCACAGCUGCCCUGCUCCAUGCAGAUGUAGACGCCAGCCCCCGCCUGGUGCACUUCUCCGCUCGCCGGGGCCCACACCACUAUGAGCUGAGCUCUGUGCAGGUGGAUACGUUCCGAGCCAACAUCUUCUGCACCGACCCCGAGUGCCUGGGCGCCAUGCGGGCCCGAUUUGGUGUGGCCAGUGAGGACAGGGCAGAGGGAGGCCCUCACUUUCGUCUGGAGUGGGCCCCCUGUCCCGCAGAGCUCCCUGAGGUGGAGUAUAGGAGACUGGGGCUACAGCCUCUGUGGACUGGGGGGCCGGGGAAGCUGCGGGAGGUGGUGGGCACGCCAGGCUUCCUGGAGGAGGUGCUGCGGGUGGCUCUGGAGCACGGCUUCCGUCUAGACUCCGUCUUCCCUGACCCCGAGGACCUGCUCAACUCCCGAUCUCUGCGCUUUGUGAGGCACUGAAAACGCGGCCCUCCCGUCUGCCCGGGAUGGGGAGAGAACGGACAGCAAAGAGAAUGAGAGACUCCCCCACCACCACCACCACCACCUCCGAAGCCUCUUCUUAGCUCUGCCUCUGGAGCUGUGAGGGUCAGGGCUGCACCUUGACUGGAGCCCAGAUGUGGGCAGGAGCUCCCGAACCUGAGCCGUGCAAAGGGUCUGGCUUGGUGCUAAUCCUGGGAGGGGCGGGGAAGAUCCCCUGGCUUGCUCUUGCCCGAGGCUGGGGGCCUGCAGUGUCUCCCCGUUGGAGCUCAGUAUUCAAGGGUCUAGAGAAAUAGGGACACCUCUCUGCCCAGGCUAGGCCUCGCAGAACCCUGGGGGGGACACCGAAGUGUGGGAGAAAGGAGGACUUUGAACUGCUCUGAUGUGGUCUCCUGGACCGUGGCUUCUCCUGCGGCUGGAUGGCCUGGCCAGGCCUGACCGAAGACAGACCAGAACAUUCUGGAAUAUGGGAAGGGGGUCCUUUGCUCUGUCUCGAGUCACCUCCUGAGGGAGACAGAAAGGCCACACCCCACCCCACGGUGGCCUAAGGGAGCGGGGAGAAUCCCCAUUUACUAUGGGGCUGGAGCCCCACACUCGAGAAAGCCAAGUUUUUAAAGGACCCUCCAUUGAUGGUGGAGCUGGCCUUUGGGAAGAGGGUGGCAUCUUCUUGGGCCUUGGCCUUACUGCCUUCAUGUGUGCACGCGUGUCAGUCAGAGUGUGUCUGAGCGACGUCUGGGCCUCUCACAUCCAGGCUCCCGUCCGUGUGACAGUCUCUCCGUGGUCUCUGCCUGUGCAGGCCUGUUUGGGGUUGCCCAGCAACUGCUUUGGCGCUGGGUAUGUCUGCCGUAUGGGUGUGAGUAGAUUGAGAAUUAGUAGUUGAAUCACGAGGGGAUGUGUGUGUGUGUGCGUGCACACAUGUGUGUUCGCCUCCCCGCAUAGGCACGAGGGGCCUGUGGAGGCCUGGGUCGCCAGGGGCUUCCUGGUGAAAGGUAAGAGAAGUCAUUGGGCCCCGCCGGCCCUUGGAGGCCUGUGUAGAACUCUUGGUUGCUAAGGCGACCGUGGGCCUGUUGCUAGGAGAGAGCUGGGAAGGCCCAAGGCGGCCCAGGGCAGAGGGGAGAUGAACAGAGGAGGCCGGGAGGG